AUGUCCACGCCUAUUUCUAAAGCCACGUCUGCUGGCUCCCAUCCAGAGCGCAUAGAUGUCUCGGUUCCUGCCGCUUCCUCGCCAGCUGGUGACCCCCGGUCUCCGCCGUUGCCGAACCCGCCGCGCUCGUUACUCCCAGAAACCCCGAUCGAAACGCUCAUGAUCGACAAUUUCGACUCGUUUACUUGGAAUCUCUACCAACAAUUAUGCAUGCUUGGCGCCAAUGUCACUGUUUUGCGCAACAACGAACUCACUCCCAAUGAUUUUCCCAAUUUGCGCAUUCGUAAUUUGAUCAUCUCCCCCGGCCCUGGUCACCCGAGCACUGACAGCGGCAUCUCGAAUGAAGCGAUCAAAUACUUUGCUGGUCGUGUGCCGGUAUUGGGCGUUUGUAUGGGUCUCGAGUGUAUGGUCGAGAGUUACGGUGGAACGAUCGAGUACGCAGGCGAGAUUAUGCACGGCAAGACCAGUCCCAUUCGCCACGACAAUCGAGGAUGCUUCAAGGAUGUACCACAAGGAAUUCAAUCUACACGAUACCAUUCACUUUCUGCUCACCGUACAACACUGCCCCCUUGCUUGGCGAUCACUGCAACAACGGCGGAAAGUGGUGUGAUCAUGGGUAUUCGUCAUCGCGAACUCACUCUGGAAGCCGUCCAGUAUCACCCCGAGAGUAUCAUGUCUGAGGAAGGUGACGCGCUUCUACGCAAUUUCCUCGACCUUCAAGGCGGCACUUGGGCCGAAAAUCCUAUUAGCAAGGUUCUGGACCCCACGCUCCAUCCCUUUUCACCCGAUGUUCCUCACCGCACGCCUACUAUUCUUGACAAGAUCUAUGCUCAACGCCUCAAGGAUGUUGAACUUGCCAAAUCGACUCCUGGGACUACCAAGGAGGAUCUUCAAACAUUCUUGUCUAUGCAGCUUGCCCCACCUCUCGUCUCCUUUGUCGCGAGACUCAAGGCACGCGCCCCAGCGCUUAUGGCUGAGAUCAAACGCGCAUCCCCAUCCAAGGGUGCUAUUGCAAUGCAUACAAACGCCGCUCAACAGGCUCUGACCUAUGCACUUGCCGGUGCCUCGGUCAUCUCAGUUCUAACCGAGCCAAUGUGGUUCAAGGGUUCACUUCUCGACAUGCGUCUUGCUCGUGAGGCGGUGGCCACUCUGACCGAUCGCCCGGCGAUCCUUCGCAAGGAUUUUAUUGUCGACGAGUAUCAGAUUUGCGAGGCAAGGCUAUGGGGCGCUGACACGAUCCUUCUGAUCGUCGCCAUGCUUCCUCCCGACCGUCUACGCGCACUUUACCUCUUUUCGAUCUCAUUGGGAAUGGAACCACUCGUCGAGGUCAAUAACGCAGAUGAAAUGCGGACCGCCCUUCGACUGGGCGCCAAAGUGAUUGGCGUGAAUAAUCGCAAUCUUCAUGAUUUCAAUGUCGACAUGGGAACUACAUCUCGGAUCAGCACUCAUGCAGACGUCGCGACAUACACUGCCCAAGGAGUUGGCGCAGUUCUGGUUGGCGAAGCCCUCAUGCGUGCUUCGGAUCCCGCUCUUUUCAUCCGUACGCUACUCGAUUUACCACCUGCCCGCACCCCACGAGGUGGAGCAACAAAGCCGCUCGUGAAGAUUUGUGGAGUCCGCAAUGUGGAAGACGCUGUGGUAGCUGCCGAGGCAGGAGCCGACUUUGUGGGUGUCGUCUUUGUUCCAGGAAGCAAGCGUUGCGUAGAUCUUGGGACAGCCAAGGAAAUCUCAAAGGCGCUGCGUACUCGACGUGCUUCUUCGACUACCCCCGACCGACCCCUUUCCGCCAAUGGCAUCACCCCUGCUCCAGGCAUGCAGGCACACCCUCCCGCAUCUAAUUUGACGGCAGUAUCAUGGUUUAGCUCUCACACUCGCUCGUUACCUUCUGCUCGUCCAUUAUUAGUCGGAGUAUUCCAAGAUCAGCCGCUCAGCUAUGUUACACAUAUAUGCAGCGCCGUUGGCCUUGAUAUGGUGCAACUUCAUGGCCACGAACCCGUCGAAUGGUCGCGUUGGAUCCCUGUGCCCGUGAUCCGGGCUUUCCAUCUCAGAGCAAAGGACUCAGCUUCCCAGGCUCAAACCAACGGAACGACCGAGUCUGAAGCCCACGACCAUACCAAAGAUAUCGACGCGAGCGGUCCUACCGGCUUGGAAGAUAUCGCCCGCCCAGGUUUCCACCGACACAUUCUUCUCGAUGCUAUCAAACCGGGUGCUACGAACAAACUGAGCGGAGGGGCGGGCGUGCCUGUCGAUUGGGAUCUUGCUCGCGCAGUAGCCGACGCAGGCGAGAUUGGUCGCGGACGGUUGCCUAUUAUCCUCGCUGGGGGGCUGGACUCCAAAAACGUUCGCGAGGCUGUGGAAAAGGUGGCCCCAUGGGCUGUGGACGUGAGCGGUGGUGUAGAGACCAACGGUGCCAAAGACCAUUCGAAGAUUAGAGAGUUUGUCAAGGCCGCCAAAGGAGUUUAG
Molecule: messenger RNA, 2463 nt
Organism: Rhizoctonia solani
Lineage: Eukaryota; Fungi; Basidiomycota; Agaricomycetes; Cantharellales; Ceratobasidiaceae
Product: anthranilate synthase
Exons: 2
Coding region: 1-2463 (820 amino acids)
Biological process (GO): L-tryptophan biosynthetic process
Cellular component (GO): cytosol
Molecular function (GO): indole-3-glycerol-phosphate synthase activity; anthranilate synthase activity; phosphoribosylanthranilate isomerase activity
Source: RefSeq, a predicted model, not a curated record